AUGAUACAGGUUGCGGGCUGGAACCGCAAGGAGCUAGGAGCAGAAGGGGAAGAAUAUAAAAUUAUUUUCCUGUUGUUGCUGAAGAAGGAGGAUACAGGAGAGCCACCGCAAACAGAGGCAGGUAAUCCAUCCACUCCUGCGGUCUGGAACAUGUCCAGCGGUUAUACACCUAGGUCCUCUAAUACCCGGUUAUAUGAUCCUCGGCGAAAGGCCUCUACCAUCGGUCGAUCUUUAGAAAGUUCUUACAGCUCUGCUUCUCUCUGCCCAAUCGCGGUACAGUUACGGACGGACAGGCUGCGACGCCACCAUCCGGAAAAACCCACUUACCAAAGGGCUAAGAAGGAGAUGAGGCGGGAAAGCGCUUUUCCAGUACCCCCUCCUCCUUCUGAAGAACUGUCCCCUGCUGCCUUAAUGAAGUAA
Molecule: messenger RNA, 420 nt
Organism: Nezara viridula (southern green stink bug)
Lineage: Eukaryota; Metazoa; Arthropoda; Insecta; Hemiptera; Pentatomidae
Source: the annotation of a GenBank genome assembly